Bufo gargarizans (Asiatic toad) is the source of this 1498-nucleotide messenger RNA. RefSeq names its product serpin family C member 1 (gene SERPINC1). Gene Ontology annotation, molecular function: serine-type endopeptidase inhibitor activity. Lineage: Eukaryota; Metazoa; Chordata; Amphibia; Anura; Bufonidae. The record is from RefSeq and is a predicted model, not a curated record.
GUAUGCAUCUCCUUCCAGUACUACUCUUAAGCCUUGUGGGCUUGGUUUCAUCCCACACCCAAUAUCCUGACAUCUGCAUUGCUAAACCCAAAGACAUUCCUCUGAACCCCAUGUGCAUUAUCGAAAAGAAGGUAGAAGUGGAGGAACAAGAGGCGAAGGAGGCUGCUCCUCCAGAGAAGAUCCCAGAGAACACCAAUCCAAGGGUCUGGGAACUCUCAAAGGCCAAUUCCAUGUUUGCUAUGGACCUCUUCAAAAUUGUAGCUGACUCUAAGACCGAAUCAGAGAACCUCUUUAUGUCACCACUUAGCAUCUCCCAGGCCUUCACCAUGGCAAAGCUUGGGGCUUGUGAUAACACUUUAAAACAGCUUAUGGAGGUUUUCCACUUUGACCAAGUUUCUGAAAAGGCUUCUGACCAAAUCCAUUUCUUCUUUGCCAAACUGAACUGUCGACUAUACCGAAAAGCCAACAAGUCAUCAGAACUGGUUUCGACCAACCGUCUUUUUGGAGAAAAAUCUUUGACCUUCAAUCAGACAUAUCAAGACAUCAGCGAAGCAGUUUACGGAGCUAAAUUAUGGCCUCUCAACUUCAAGGAGAAAGCUGAACCUUCUCGUGAAAUCAUCAAUAAUUGGGUGGCCAAUAAAACAGAAAAUAAAAUCACUGAUGUGAUCCCAGAAGGUGCCAUCACAGAAGAUACCAUCCUGAUCUUGGUUAACGUCAUCUACUUCAAGGGCAUGUGGAAGUCAAAGUUUGACUCUAUCAAUACAGAUAAUGCAGACUUUCAUGUCCCAGGCAGACGUGAGCCCUGUGAGGUCCCAACCAUGUACCAGGAGAGCAAAUUCCUCUACGGUGCCUACAAGGAUGAUUCAGUCCAGGUUCUUGAAUUGCCUUACAAAGGUGAUGAUAUCUCAAUGGUGUUGGUUCUGCCAUCAGAAGGUACACCACUCGAAAAAGUGGAGCAGAUGCUGUCCUUGGAGAAGUUUUCAGACUGGUUGAACAAAGCUCAAGAAGUCCAGUUAUCUGUCUAUCUUCCCCGCUUCAGGAUUGAUGACAGUUUCAGUGUUAAAGAGAAAUUAGAGAAGUUGGGUCUGGUGGACCUGUUUGACCCACAUACGGCACGGCUGCCAGGAAUAGUUUCUGGUGGAAGAUCAGACUUGUACGUGUCAGACGCAUUUCACAAAGCAUUUUUAGAGGUCAAUGAAGAGGGCAGUGAGGCUGCAGCAGCCAGUGCCGUUUUGGUGGCUGGGCGCUCGUUUAACCCAAGGAGGAUCACAUUUAGAGCCAACAGACCCUUCCUGGUCUUAAUUCGAGAAGUUGCAAUCAAUGCUAUUAUAUUCAUGGGCCGUGUUUCCAAUCCUGGAUGUAAUUAAGAUUGUAGGAGGACCAUCGUGCAAACAACUUCCACAAUUCUGCCUUCUUAUAGGCACGCUAUCUCUUGUUUUCACUUGUUAACCUAAUGGAAAUAAUAUUUCACAUUAUAAUAAAAGUCAUCAUAGGCCUG